AUAGAGAGCUUAAGCUAUAACUGCAGAGAAGAGUAGGAGGGUGAGUCCAAGCCCCAGAACAGAACCAACGACUAUCCAAGCGAAGAGAUUAAUAUUCCGUCAGGGAAAUAACAUAAAAUUGGAGGGAAGGAAGGAAGAUGGUGUUUGGGCAAGUAGUAGUCGGUCCUCCUGGCUCUGGCAAAACAACUUACUGCAAUGGCAUGUCUCAGUUCCUCAAUCUUAUUGGAAGGAAGGUUGCUGUUAUCAAUUUGGAUCCUGCUAAUGAUUCAUUACCCUAUGAAUGUGCUGUGAACAUCGAGGAUCUCGUGAAACUUAGUGAUGUAAUGGUGGAACAUUCUCUUGGUCCAAAUGGGGGUCUUGUGUUUUGCAUGGAUUAUCUAGAGAAAAAUAUUGACUGGUUGCAAGCAAAAUUGGAACCUCUUCUUAAAGAUCACUACCUACUCUUUGAUUUUCCUGGCCAAGUGGAACUCUUUUUUCUUCAUUCAAAUGCCAAGAAUGUCAUCAUGAAACUCAUAAAGAAAUUGAACCUAAGGUUAACUGCAGUGCAUUUGGUUGAUGCCCAUCUUUGCAGCGACCCUGGGAAGUAUAUCAGUGCAUUGCUUCUAUCCUUAUCCACAAUGCUGCAUCUAGAACUCCCCCACAUAAAUGUCUUGUCAAAAAUAGAUUUAAUUGAGAGCUAUGGAAGGCUAGGAUUUAAUCUUGAUUUCUAUACAGACGUACAAGACUUGUCAUAUUUACAACACCAUCUUGAUCAGGAUCCUCGCUCUGCUAAGUACAGAAAGCUCACAAAGGAAUUGUGUGAAGUUAUUGAAAACUUCAGUCUUGUGAAUUUUACAACUUUAGAUAUUCAGGACAAAGAGAGUGUAGGUAAUUUAGUGAAGCUGGUUGACAAAAGCAACGGGUACAUAUUUGCUGACAUAGAAGCAAGUGCAGUUGAAUUUAGCAAGAUUGCAAUUGGUCCUCUUGAUUGGGAUUAUUAUAGAUAUCCUUCAGUACAAGAGAAGUACAUGAAGGAUGAUGAAAAUAUUGAUUAUGAUGAUUGAUGGGGGAAAAUAAAUAAUUGAAAGAGAAUGAUAUCUUGAUAUUGGACAGGUAUUGGGUUUCUCGUCCUUAUAGUAAUGAAGAUUCUGAAAACAUAGUGGAAGCAGCAGAGCUGCCAGUUAGUUUCAUGACAUUACCUAAUUAAGGGCUUGUCCAAGAGCCGAAAAAGCAGCUACCAAAUUCGGCCAACUUUUUACUAUAUUAUUAAUAUCAGAAUCCUGCAUCCCUAUAGAUCUGAAUGAGAUUUUCGUUUGUUUUUUGAAGUCGAUUCAUUUUGAUUUUCACAUCCAGCGUAGAUAUUUUCUCGUUGUUGGACGUAUGAGAAAUGUGUUUGAGCAAGUUAUGCUGGACGGAAUGCAACGUGUAU
This is a messenger RNA of Gastrolobium bilobum, 1408 nucleotides long. RefSeq names its product GPN-loop GTPase QQT1. The record is from RefSeq and is a predicted model, not a curated record. The transcript is spliced from 12 exons. NCBI's taxonomy places the organism in Eukaryota, Viridiplantae, Streptophyta, Magnoliopsida, Fabales, Fabaceae. The coding region runs from base 138 to 1043 and encodes 301 amino acids. Gene Ontology annotation, molecular function: GTPase activity. Gene Ontology annotation, cellular component: cytoplasm.